CGUUUACUAUCGUUUCGGCUGCAUUGUAUAUCACUCAGUCAUUAUGGUGAGAGAGUUUUCGUGGGAAUAUCGAAGGGCACAUCCAGCUGAGUUCCCUUUUCUGUGUAAAAUUUGUGGUCCCGAGGAAAGAAGAUUUAAAACGGGAAAAGACCAGGAGAGACACGAUGAAAUGACAAAAAGACAUGAUCCUAACUUUGUGCCUGUUCGAAGACCAAAGAAACGACGCAGGAGAAAGGCUAAAAUCAUCAGCAUUAUUGACUCCAAAGUUUUACCCAAUGUGAAUUAUAGAAAUGAAUACCAACCUGUUGCAAGAAGUCUCGGAGAUACAUGUAUACUGAGGAAUAAUAUCUCUCUUAUAUACCGACCUACAGAAGUCAGAACGCACACCAUGGCAACAACAAGUGGUUCAAUUAAUUUUAUUCGGAAUGAACGUGAUUUAGAAGUGUUCAUCAGAGACCAUGUUGAAACAGAUGAUGCCUACAGAAGUGUAUGCAAAGGUGUCAUUAGGAAUGUCGGUGAUAUUUUAAAGAAUAACAUUAAGGGUAAAUACAGACCAGAUGAAGUCCUAAAGACUGGAUCCACUGCAAAGGGAACCGCUAUAAAAGGGAAGUCAGAUGUUGAUCUUGUUUUUUUGUUGUCAAGAACAGAGUAUCAAUCUAUUGAUCACUUUUACAAUGACCUGCCGACAAUCUUAAGGGAUAUUAAUGAUGCACUGAUCACGUGUCCACAAUUCAAGAAUGUGCGUGUACAAAAAAGAGCAGUCUCAUUCCAAAUAGAUUGUAGAGAACCUGGGACUGGUCACGCCCAUGUUAUAGAUGUUGACAUUUUACCAGCUGUUAAUUUUGGAGAUGUUGAUAUAAGAAGCAUCCACUCCAAAAUGAGGGGAACAUCAGAUGCAAAGCGUAAUCUUUAUACCCCGUCUUUAACCAAAUGGCAGAGAGAUUUCAUAAAGAAGGAUAGAACAGAGCAACUGAAAAAACUAAUAAGAUUUGUAAAGUACUGGAAGAAUGUUAAUGUUCAGAGGUCACCAUCAUCAUUUGCACUUGAACUACUGAUCAUUUAUCUAUGGAACCAGGAAGGUGAUCCUAAACAAUUCCAGUUGACAAAUGCGUUGAAAAAAGUGAUGGAAACUAUUGCUAAUCCUAAUACCAUAAGGGCUGAGUUCUUCGAAUAUUACAGCAGGGAUUUUCAACAAAGAUAUACUGUUCCAUACAUCAUAGAUCCAGUCAAUCCGUAUUCAAAUGAAGCUGAAAAAUGUCGCUGGGAUGAGAUAAGUCGAGAGGCGAACCAGUUUCUACAGAAACCCUUGAUGAGAAGUGCUACUUCGAAAGUUAUUUAACUGUAUUUGUCUUGAUUAACAUAUGACUAGAUUUAGAAAACAGUGAUAUAAAACUGUCAUUAGAUUUGUAUUAAACUUCUGUGUAUCAAGUUAUUGACUAUAUGCGUCUUGCUAUGAUAUACAACAUUAAACAGUGGUAUUAUA
Molecule: messenger RNA, 1483 nt
Organism: Mytilus californianus (California mussel)
Lineage: Eukaryota; Metazoa; Mollusca; Bivalvia; Mytilida; Mytilidae
Product: 2'-5'-oligoadenylate synthase 1A-like
Exons: 7
Coding region: 44-1339 (431 amino acids)
Biological process (GO): regulation of ribonuclease activity
Cellular component (GO): membrane; cytosol; nucleoplasm
Molecular function (GO): double-stranded RNA binding; 2'-5'-oligoadenylate synthetase activity
Source: RefSeq, a predicted model, not a curated record